UAACUAUACAAAAAACAAUAGAGCAUAAACUAACCUAUCACUUUAUAUCUCUCUCUUUGAAUAUAUAAUUGGUCGACGACGACACUUCUUCACCUUAUCUCUAUCCAACCAAAGCAUUACGUCUUGUUGGAAAAUAUGAGCGGAAGCACCCCUAGCGGUGGAAGUCCGUGCGGCGCAUGCAAGUUUCUCCGGCGUAAAUGCGUGGCGGAAUGCAUCUUCGCUCCCUACUUUGACGCAGAGGAAGGGACGGCUCAUUUCGCGGCGGUGCACAAGGUUUUUGGGGCCAGCAACACCUCUAAGCUCCUCUUGAUGAUUCCAGCCAACCGGAGACCUGAAGCCGUCGCAACACUUUCUUACGAGGCUUUGGCUAGGCUUCGCGAUCCCGUCUACGGAUGCGUUGGUCACAUCUUCGCCCUUCAACAUCAGGUGAUGAGUCUCCAGGAAGAGCUAGCCGUAGUCAAGACUCAUCUCACAACCCUUGAACGGUUCCCUCCGCAGCCUAAACAACAAAACAAUUCACAGGCAGAAGCAGCCUCUUCAACCAAAGCUCCACUCAUUGCUACUGCCGAUCAUAAGAACAACAACGUGUCUUCCUCCUUGUUACACAUUUAUGGUAUGUCACAAGAACAGCAGCAACAGCAACAACAACCACAGGAAGGUACUGAGGUCCCAAACGAGUCAGUGGAUUUUAGCACAUUAUUGGGCCUGGAAGAUCCGUUGGACAGGGACGGUGAUCUCAACACGCUUGCCCGUGAAUUUGUCUCUAAGUAUUUGACCGAUGGCAAAUACCGAUCAUGUUCUCCAAUAUAACUAUAUAUGUUAACUUCAGACGUCUCUGAUUUGCAGCGCAAGUCUCAUUCUCAUCUCUCAUCUCUCAUCUCUCACUCAUUGAGUCAUGACGUCAACGUGCGUGACAUACACGCAUAAAUCUUUUGUGUGUCGGAUUAUGGAAGUUUGUAUUUAGAGUGCCAACCAAGUGCGAUGUAGAGGUAACCGAAACCUGAAAUAUUGAAGCCCAACCCAUUUGUCUAAACGGCAAUGUUGUUAAAUUCCUGAUUCUUGCAUCCUUCCUCUUUGUCCUACAUUAGCGUUAGUCUCUUGUCUUGUUAGUUAGUAAUAUUAUAGUGUUUGAGUAAUUAACAGGGAAAAUCAGGAAAGUGGCCUCGAGACCUCGAAAAAUUAACUUGAAAUCAGGAGUAAGUUGA
Molecule: messenger RNA, 1205 nt
Organism: Brassica napus (rape)
Lineage: Eukaryota; Viridiplantae; Streptophyta; Magnoliopsida; Brassicales; Brassicaceae
Product: LOB domain-containing protein 31
Exons: 2
Coding region: 136-810 (224 amino acids)
Biological process (GO): positive regulation of DNA-templated transcription; hormone-mediated signaling pathway
Cellular component (GO): nucleus
Source: RefSeq, a predicted model, not a curated record